AUGGAGUACAAGCUGGUGGUGGUGGGCCGUGGUGGGGUGGGCAAGUCGUGCCUCACCAUUCGCUUCGUGGCCAACCAUUUCCUGGAGGAGUAUGACCCCACCAUCGAGGACUCCUACCGCAAGCGGGCGUACAUCGACGACGAGUCCUGCGUGCUCGACAUCCUCGACACCGCCGGCCCCGAGGAGUACAGUGCGAUGAGGGACCGGUACAUGCGCUCGGGCCAGGGCUUCGUGUGUGUCUACGACAUCACCUCGCGCUCAGGUGACGGUCUUCUACGACCACAUCCGACGGUCAAGGAUGUGGACCACCCGGCCAUGGUGGUGGUGGGCAACAAGUGCGACCUGGAGUCCCAGCGCCAGGUGGCCGUGGCCGAGGGCGCCGCGCUGGCCCAGUCGUUGGGUGGCGGCUGCGUGUUCCUCGAGACCUCGGCCAAGGCCGACAUGAACGUGCAGGAGUGCUUCUUUGCCGCCGUGCGCGAGAUCCGUCGGCUCACCAACAACAAUAACGACGACAGAACCAACUCCACGAAGAAGAAGAAGAAGAACAUGAACGGCGGCAACUCCCAGCGCUGUUACCUCUCCUGA
Acanthamoeba castellanii str. Neff is the source of this 585-nucleotide messenger RNA. Its product is annotated as Raslike protein rasG, putative. Gene Ontology annotation, molecular function: GTPase activity; GDP binding; GTP binding. The transcript is spliced from 3 exons. Gene Ontology annotation, biological process: Ras protein signal transduction. Gene Ontology annotation, cellular component: plasma membrane. Bases 1 to 585 code for a protein of 194 amino acids. Lineage: Eukaryota; Discosea; Longamoebia; Acanthamoebidae. The record is from RefSeq and is a predicted model, not a curated record.